Messenger RNA from Perognathus longimembris pacificus (Pacific pocket mouse), 561 nucleotides. Its product is annotated as gastrokine-1-like. The transcript has 6 exons. The record is from RefSeq and is a predicted model, not a curated record. Gene Ontology annotation, biological process: regulation of cell population proliferation. Lineage: Eukaryota; Metazoa; Chordata; Mammalia; Rodentia; Heteromyidae. The coding region runs from base 1 to 561 and encodes 186 amino acids.
AUGAGGGUCACAAUGCUCUUCCUUGGACUUCUUGGACUCUUCAUGGCUCCUGGUUUGGCUAGUUAUAAUAUCAACGUCAAUGACAAUGGCAAUGAGGCUGGAAGUGGGCAACAGAGAGUGAGCAUCAACAAUGAACACAAUGUGGCCAACGUUGACAACAACAAUGGAUGGAACUCCUGGAAUGCCAUCUGGGAUUACGAAAAUAGCUUUGCUGCAACCAGACUUUUUGCCAAGAAGUCAUGCAUUGUGCACAGAAUGAACAAGGAAGUUAUGCCCUCCAUUGAAACUCUUGAUGCAUUGGUCAAGGAGAAAAAGCUUCAAGGUAAUGGGCCAGGGGGACCACCUCCCAAAACCAUGGCCUUCUCUAUCAACCCUAACCAAGUUGAUGACCUGAGCCAAUUUGGAACCAAUAUUGCUGGCAUGUGUCAGGGAAUUCCAACAUAUGUGGCUGAAGAGAUUCCAGGAGAAAAUCUGCCUUUGUACUCAGAGAAGUGCUAUGAUGCUAAUAUACUCUGGAUUCUGAACAUGUCCUUCUGUCGAACAUCAGAGGAACAAUUUUAA